AUGGCUUCCAAUUCGACAGACGAGAAAGCUCCUUUAUUUUACAACUAUGAAGAUCCCACUUCGCUCGUCGCCUCCGUUUUGAUGCUUCUGGUGGGUCGAAUUUAGUCCGAUCCUCACACAAUGUCCAUUCAGAACGGAGUGUUCGGAGUGAUCUGCAACUCUUUGAUCGUUUACAUUUUUGUGAGCGAAACGAAAGAGAGGUCCUCGUUCAACGUGAUCUGUGUGUUCCGAGCCGUCAUCAACAUCUACAUCCUGCUCACGAAUCAUUUGUUUCUCUUCAUUCCCAUCACUCUCACGUACAUCAUUCUCCUCUUGUGACGUGGCAAUUCGCGUGUGUUCAGGGGAGUGCAAGUGUACAGUAAGACUCUGGAGACGUGGGCGAUUUGCAUGGCCAACUCGCUCUACAUAGCCAAUGAAUACAUGACGAUCGUGAUCGCCGUCAACCGCUUCGUCUCACUUUUCUUCCCGGUUCACUACUCGAUGAUAUUCGAGAUUAAGAAGACCUUGCUAGCAGUAUCUUUGGUUUAUGCGUACCGUAUCCUUGCGGUCACUAGAGAGAUUAUCAAUUACACCGGUAUUCAGGAAGCUCCCCUUUGAUUAUCCAUUAAAACCCUUUCAGCUCUGGGCUGUUCGGUCCUUUACUACGUGGAGUACCUAUCCUGGUUGCCCGAUUUCUCUCUGGAGUGUGAAAGUAACAGUGGAAUACUUCUGUUCAUGGCCAUCAACUUCACAAUUGUUUCCAUCUUCAAUAUGGCAACUUUCGGAAAAGUUUUCUCGUUUUACAGAGUGAGUAAGUUAAGGUUAACCGUAGUAUGUAUAAGGAUUCAUUUAAAACGACGUAUUUCAGCUGCAAGUAGAGUUAUCAGAAUGUGGUCUACUGAUAAAGUGUACAAAUGUUCAGUGAAUAUUUUGUCAGUUGUCAACUUCUUGAUAUCUCCAUUGGCAGCAGCGAUACAUCGUUUUCAAUGAUCGGUAUUGGGUGCCUUUCUAUAUGAUUUCGUGACAGAAUCAAAAGCGAGAAGGCCGAGAAUCCCGAAAACGAAUAAAGAAGAACGCGUACCUGUUCAUCCAAACUCUCAUGCAAGACUCUUUAUAUCUCAUCGACAUUUCCUUCACUUUCUACUUCUUCUCCUUCUUCGACAACCGUUUCUGGACGUUCUUCAGCGGCACUUUCGUCUGGGAAUCCCUUCAUUCUCUCGAUGGGUAACCCGCUCGGACCACUCUCAUCUUUUCCCUUUUUUCCCUUUUUCAGAUUCAUAAUGAUCAUGUUCAACGAACGUCUCUCGUUCCUCAAAAAGCAACUGUUCCAGCCACUCGCCUCCAAAGUUUCCUUCAUCCGUGUGUCGCAAGCGUCGACUGGUCCCCAUUCCAACAUCGAAAAAUGA
Messenger RNA from Caenorhabditis sp. 36 PRJEB53466, 1385 nucleotides. Lineage: Eukaryota; Metazoa; Nematoda; Chromadorea; Rhabditida; Rhabditidae. The record is from the annotation of a GenBank genome assembly.